CCCGGACCAGGGGUCACCAUGGGCAGCAAGAUGGCGGCCGCCAGGAGGGUCGUUCAGGUAGUAAAGCCACAUAUACCCUUGAUUAAGUUUCCAGACAGAACAAAUACUCCCAAACUUAAAAUGCAGGCGUCUUUGGAGCCAAGGGUGCCUCCACUCCACCCUUCAACCUCACAACAGUCCAUAGGAAGUGGGCCGCCGUCCUAUCAAAAAAUUUCAUCAAUUAGUAGAGCACAAGGCACGCCAGACACUUCAGAACUAUUACGAACGUUACCUACAAAAUACCGGAGGAAACCAGUGACAGUUGAAGAGAUGGAAUACAUCCAACGUGGAGGUCCAGAAUAACACAGAAGAUGAGACUGUUAGCUGCUGGUGAACAACCAAUUAUUGUAUUCACAAUAAAGGCCUUCAUAAUUCUUUGAA
Molecule: messenger RNA, 420 nt
Organism: Euleptes europaea (tarantolino)
Lineage: Eukaryota; Metazoa; Chordata; Lepidosauria; Squamata; Sphaerodactylidae
Gene: KGD4
Product: mitochondrial ribosomal protein S36
Exons: 4
Coding region: 19-342 (107 amino acids)
Biological process (GO): 2-oxoglutarate metabolic process
Source: RefSeq, a predicted model, not a curated record